GGGCGCGGGAAGAUGGCGGCGGCGGCGGCGGCUGCGGCGGCCGAGCAGCAAAGUUCCAAUGGCCCCGUCAAGAAGUCCAUGCGGGAGAAGGCUGUGGAGAGGCGGAACGUGAAUAAAGAGCACAACAGUAACUUUAAGGCCGGAUAUAUUCCCAUUGAUGAGGACCGACUCCAUAAAACUGGGCUGCGGGGCAGAAAGGGCAACCUGGCCAUUUGUGUGAUCAUCCUGCUCUUCAUCCUGGCCGUCAUCAACCUGAUUAUAACACUUGUUAUCUGGGCUGUGAUUCGCAUCGGGCCGAAUGGCUGUGACAGCCUGGAAUUCCACGAAAGCGGCCUGCUCCGCUUCAAGCAAGUGUCUGACAUGGGGGUUAUUCACCCUCUCUACAGGAGCACCGUGGGAGGAAGGAGGAAUGAAAAUUUGGUCAUCACUGGCAACAACCAGCCUAUUGUUUUCCAGCAAGGGACAACAAAGCUCAGUGUGGAGAAGAACAAGACGUCCAUUACGAGUGACAUUGGUAUGCAGUUCGUGGACCCAAGGACACAGAAUGUCUUAUUCAGCACAGACUACGAAACUCAUGAGUUUCAUUUGCCAAGUGGUGUGAAAAGUCUGAAUGUUCAAAAAGCAUCCACUGAAAGGAUUACCAGCAAUGCCACCAGUGAUUUAAAUAUAAAAGUCGAUGGGAGAGCUAUUGUGCGUGGAAAUGAAGGUGUUUUCAUUAUGGGCAAAACCAUUGAGUUUCACAUGGGCGGUAACAUGGAGCUGAAGGCUGAAAACAGCAUCAUCCUCAAUGGGACAGUGACGGUCAGCACAACCCGCCUGCCGAGUGCGUCCGGCACAGACCAGCUGGGCAGCAACGACUGGGUGCGUUACAAGCUCUGCAUGUGCGCCGACGGCACCCUCUUCAAAGUGCAAGUCACCAGCCAGAACAUGGGCUGCCAAACUGCCGACAAUCCGUGCGGGAGCACGCACUAGGCGGCCCUCACAAGCCACUGCCGGGUUCCCAGUCAGACUGGGCCUUUUGUUACGCGGGUGCAUGCGAACCCUCGUUUCUCCACAGCGUGCAAGAACUCAACUACGACAAACCUGAACUGCAGAGCGCGGCUCUGUCUGCCACGUGGUCACCGCAUUUCACACUAGUUCUCAGAGAGUCUAAUUCUUACACAUUAAGUUGCACUGAUCUGCCAAGGACCGUGCUCAUGAGGAAUCAUGAGAAAUGAAUAGCAUCAAAACUCAUUUUCCAAGAGGUGUUUUUUUCAAACCCCACUCUGCUCUGUCUGAGGAUAAAGGACGAAGCACCUGCUGAGCCCCACGUAGGUGAGCUUUCAGACCCCAACAGGGAGCAACCCCCACCCCCGAAACCAUCACAAAACACGGUCAGCGUUUCCAUCUGUGGCUUCGGGCUUCCAGAGGGAGAGCUGUAGGUUUUAGCACUUUGCCCUGAAGCCACAUCUACAUGCAAGAACUCAGCCUAUGGGAGACGGUAAGAAACUGGAUUGAAAGAAAAGACUCCAUGAUCGGAUGUGUACUUAAAAUAAUGAGAACUGUUAAGUGUUCACAAUGUGGUAUAAACUAAAACACAAUCUCAACAUUAACUUCUGAGUCACAGUGAGAGAUGUCACAGAGCACCUUGUGUGUAAGAUGGCUGGUACCCACCACAACUCUGAGAACAGAUGCUGUCAGCUCCCUUUAUCCACAGAGCACUGGGAAUCAGAGAAGUGAGGACAUUUGCCUGCAAUCAUGUGGUCAAUUCAGGUGACUGCAAAUGCCAUGUUGUUGCUAUCCGCACCGAAUUUUUCAGUUGUUACAACUCCAGAGGAACAAAGGCCAAUUCAGACUUACCCAAACAAGUGGGAAUCACAAAACAAAUACGCUGAUUCUAUUAAAAAUACUAGAUCACAUGUCAGAUUAAAAAUGACCAAUCACUGUCACAUUCUAAACCCUUUUGAGCUGAUUAUAAACUAUCGUCCCAGGGACGGGCCUGCUUGUGGCUUACCCGAGUUCCCUAACCUUUAAGCCUUGCCCCCUGAAGUACCUGAAUGGGUGCCAGGGAGAUAGAUAUUUCUACCAUCAGCUCUCCAGGCAACACAGUGCAAAGUGGGCAGACCGUGGGCCCAAACA
Messenger RNA from Ochotona curzoniae (black-lipped pika), 2118 nucleotides. RefSeq names its product sarcoglycan beta (gene SGCB). Gene Ontology annotation, cellular component: sarcoglycan complex; sarcolemma. Gene Ontology annotation, biological process: muscle organ development. The coding region runs from base 13 to 972 and encodes 319 amino acids. The transcript has 6 exons. Lineage: Eukaryota; Metazoa; Chordata; Mammalia; Lagomorpha; Ochotonidae. The record is from RefSeq and is a predicted model, not a curated record.